This is a messenger RNA of Gadus morhua (Atlantic cod), 3757 nucleotides long. RefSeq names its product pleckstrin homology domain containing, family M, member 3 (gene plekhm3). Bases 494 to 2848 code for a protein of 784 amino acids. The record is from RefSeq and is a predicted model, not a curated record. NCBI's taxonomy places the organism in Eukaryota, Metazoa, Chordata, Actinopteri, Gadiformes, Gadidae. The transcript has 13 exons.
GUGACCGGAACGAUUGAUCCGGGGGUUCACUCUACCCGGAGGCCGGAGCACUACAGAUGGCGGACUGGAACAUUUGUAAACACCAGAGGUGCAGCUCCUGAUGGCGGUAGCGUGCUGCUGGAGCGGCGAGCAUGUUCCAAGGUCACUCACCAUGACCGUGUGCUCCUAAUCCCUCCCAAUGCUGUCCGGUCUGAUCGGUCGGCCGAGGUUGUUGUUGUGCUGUUCGUUAAAGACCAGGCAAAGAGUUGGCCCGGACUAGCCUUGAUGGUGAUCAAGGCUCGAUCGGUAUACCCAACAUUGGUUGGCUCAGCUUGUUGUCUUGCUGUUCGUUAAGGACCAGGAAAUAGCAAAAAAGUAUCUCUUUUGCCCCCUCUUCAUCACCGUUGGUUGACACGGACCUCCUCCAACACUGCUCUUCAUGCUCAUAGUCCCGUUGUACUUUUCGUUUCAAAGUGGACAACAUGUCUUAAAGAAACGCCUGAAGACGAAAUGAAUGCGGGCGCCAGGGGUACAACCGUCGAUCAGGUCUCAAACUCAGCGUCGGGGAGCGAAUGAAUGCGAUCGUCAGGGUUACCAAACUGUCAAUCAAGUAUCAAACGAACAAGCGAACGGCAAGGUCGUUAGGAUGGAGGUGGCGGAGGCACUCGACAACGCGCAGGACAUCAGCCCGGCGUUGGAGGCCACGGAGGACUUCCUCCACUGCCUGGACGGUAUCUACGACCGGAACCGCUGCCAGAACCACGCAGCAGACCGCCAGGACGUGUCCAACAGUGGUGGGGGGAAAUUUGGGUCCAACGCACACCCGGAGACACGGAGCAACGCCGCGGCCAAUGUGUGGUGCCUGCUCACUGGGGAGCGCUCCUCUGAGCUGGGGCCCAUGUCGUUCGCCUGGACCGGCGCCAACGGGCUGAGGCCCGGCAGGAAGUGGCGGGCGCAGUCCACCAACGACCUGGCGUCGCAGGCCCAGGAGUGCGCCCUGGAGUGUGGUCCCGUAUCCAACGCAGCCUUCAGGAAGGGUCACCACCGCUCGCGGUCGGACGUCCACUACCGGCCCUCUGCCUGCAACGACAACGGGAGGCCCGCCGCCGCGCCCCAGAACGCCCACUGGGAUGCUGACCGAGACGGCGGCCGUCCCAUCGUGGUGAAACAAGCGGACCUGGAGCGUCGCCACGGCGCCGGCUGGUCCCGCUGCCGCCUGCAGCUCACGCCCUGCGAGCUCCGCCUCUACGGCCCCGCCCACUCCGCCGGCUCCGCCCCCUACCGCCUGGUCACCGCCUACUCCCUCUCCCACUGCCAGAGCGUGUGCUCCCCGGCGCCGCUGGACCCCGCCCCCACGUCCAAGGGCCCCCACCCGGCCCCCGUGGCCCCCGACGCCCGCACCUUCCACGCGCUCUUCUUCAACAGCACACACCUCCACCUGCGGGCGGAGAGCCGGCGCGAGGCCACGGAGUGGCAGCGGCUGAUCUGGGAGCGCGUUCUCGCCUCGCGUCCCCUCGACAACGGGCGCGGCGCCACGGAGACGGCGGCGGUGGCGGUCCCGGCGGUCCCGUCCCAGCGGCCCAGCGCCCUCCCCCUCUUCUCCCCGUCGCCGCGCAGCCCGGACGUCCUGAAGGUGGGGGUGCUCCACCUGCUGACGGAGCCCGGGGCCUGGAGGGCCUUCACCUUCGUGCUGAGCCGCAGCGUACUCCGGGCGUUCCUGACGGAGGGGCGUGGCCCCGUGUCGGAGCCGGCGUUCCGGUAUCAACUGGCCACCUGUCUGGGAGUGGAGAAAGAGGGGGAUACGAGGAGACGUCCGGGGGAACCCGGGAACACCGGGAAGGCCUACGGGAACGUCUUCAAGGCGGCGUUCCCUAAAGAGGUGGUGGUGCUGCGGGCGGAGAGCGCGUCGGAGGCCCAGAGCUGGGUGGAGGUCCUGGGCGAGGCGCUGGAGCUGGAGAGCCUCCGACCCAGCCAGGAGCUCUGCCAGCAGCCCUUCAGCCAGGAGGACGUGCUCCAGGGGGCCCUGUCCCGGCCCCAGGGGCAGCAGCCGAGGGGGGCCCCCCAGCAGAAGGCCCCGGUCACAAGCAGCUUCCUCAGCAUCCUCCCCUGCCUGGCCGUGGAGAAGGGCCUGACCGCGCAGAGCUUCAGGUGUGCAGGCUGCCAGGGCCAGGUGGGCUUGUCUGGAGGCAGAGCCAAGGUUUGCUGCUACAGUGGCUGGUACUACUGCCCCGGCUGUCACCAGGACAACACCUUCCUCAUCCCAGCUCGUCUUUUGCACAACUGGGACACCGGCCAGCACAAGGUGUCCAAGCAGGCCAAGGAGUUCCUGGAGUUUGUGUACGAGGAGCCGCUGCUGGACGUGCAGCGGCUCAACCCCUUCCUCUACCAGCACUGUGAGGCCCUCAGCGCCGUGCUGCGCCUCAGGCAGCGGCUGCAGUCGCUGCGGGCCUACCUCUUCAGCUGCAGGGCCGUCGUGGCCGAGGACCUCAGGAGACGGAUCUUCCCCAGGGAGUACCUGCUGCAGCACAUCCACCUGUACUCCAUCGCUGACCUGCAACAGGUCAUCGAUGGUAAGCUGGCCCCCUUCCUGUCCAAGGUGAUCAAGUUCGCCAGCUCCCACGUGUUCAGCUGCAGCCUCUGUCAGGAGAAGGGCUUCAUCUGUGAACUCUGCAAAGACGGACAGGUCAUCUACCCCUUCCAGGAGAGUGCCACCAAGAGGUGUAAAGGUUGUGACGCCGUGUUCCACACUGAGUGCCACCAGAAGGCCCAGCCGUGCCCCCGCUGCGUGCGCCGCGAGAUGCACACCAGGCACUCGGCCUUCUGGGCGAACGAGGACGACGACCCCCCCGACUGCUACCAGAACACCUGAGAGGGCCCGCCGAUCCACAACAGAAGCCCACUGCAUUCUGGGAAGCCGGAUUUCCCUGCGUUAACCGGAAUCGGUCGAGUCCGAACAAAAAGGGGAAAGGCUUGUCUCCGAGAUUAGCAGUUAGCAUUUUGGGCUAAUGCUAACUCUGCAAGCUAACACGCUACGUAGCAGGUUAGCUUUGCAAUUUGUAGCUCCGCCUCCGAGUCGGUUUGGAUAACAGCGGCCGACUACUUUUUCCGAAAAUAUCGUGUUCCAAGGCGUGUCAUUUUUUUGGAAUUGCCGACAUUGCAGAUUUUAUUUUAAACGUUCACACUUAAUGAUACUGUGUAAGCUCCGCCCACGGCUCCUGUAGGCUGUCAUUGAUAGGUUGUUUAACUGACACACAGCACAAUGGAUGUCAGACUACAUAGUGUUGGUGCUAGCUCGAGUUCUGGUAUAGGUUUAGGGUUAGGGCUACCUGCUGUUUGAAACAGACACGCACACACGCACACGCACACAGACAGACACACACACAGGUACAUGAGCACACACACACGAGGAAGAAGCAGUGAGCCACGUGCGGUAUGCUAAAUAAAGACUAUGUUUUCUCAAAGGACACCGCCUGCAAGACUAUAAUAAAUAAAUUAUAAACAUAACCAUCCUCAAGAUACUUGAUUGGUGAAAAAAAUACAAGCCUAAGCCAACUCAAUAUUGAUUUUCAAAUUUAAUAAUUGUGAAACAAUGUCAUAUGCAAUAUAAUGUGUCUCUUGGGUUAUGUUCGAACACCGGUGUUUUGUGUUUAUGGCCACUAUUUAUUGUCUUUUUAUUUGUAAUAAUUUAUCUUUAUUGCCUCAUCAGAAUGUCCAUUCAGCCAACCCCUUUUUCUGUUACUGUAAAUUAUUUAUAUUUAUUUCAAUAAAUGGUAAUAAA